Dreissena polymorpha is the source of this 10634-nucleotide messenger RNA. RefSeq lists its product as uncharacterized. Gene Ontology annotation, molecular function: protein binding. NCBI's taxonomy places the organism in Eukaryota, Metazoa, Mollusca, Bivalvia, Myida, Dreissenidae. The record is from RefSeq and is a predicted model, not a curated record. The transcript has 14 exons. The coding region runs from base 227 to 1900 and encodes 557 amino acids.
ACUAGCCCCACAAAACUGUGCCGCAAAGAGCUUUUCAGAUUAAACGUUAAACAAUGUUUUACAAGUUCACAUGCAAUUUUCUGAGUCAUGUUAAAAGAGUUAAAUGUUGUUCAAAUGUAAAUAGUAUAUAAUAUAUAUGUAUGUAUAUUAUGUUCUAUACUGAUGCAGGUUUGUUUGUAAUUAUAGUGUCAGAAAGUGACUUUGUUAAAACCAGUUAAUUUAUAAAAUGGCAACAAGUUCUCAGUCUUCAGUUGAGCUGGAUUCGCAUGAAGUGAAGGACUAUAUUUGUAAUGCCUGUGAAGACAAGAAUACUGUUGAGACCAGUGCUGAUUUCUAUUAUAAACAGUGUGAACGGUUUUAUUGUGGAGGCUGUAUUGAUCCACAUGGUAAAGCCUUGGCUAAACAUACUACAUUUGGAAGGGAAGAAAUAGAUAAAUGGCCAGUUUCAAAAAAGGUGGUGGAUUUUCUACAAACUUGUGAUGUUCAUAAGGACCAUAAAAUUGACCAAUUCUGCAACCUGCACAAACAGCUGUGCUGCCCUCAGUGUGUAUCUGAUCAACACAGCCAGUGCAGAGAAGUGACCCAGAUUUCGGAGCUGACCAACUCGCAGCCCUCAGGCCUAGAGGGGCUGUCAGUGGAGCUGGAAACUGUCCUGGGGGAAAUUAAAACCCUGCAGAUCAGUCAGGAGGCCAGCAUUCAGUCAUUGCAGAGAACAUACAAUGAACAUAGGGAAGUUAUGAUAGAGCAAAUGCGUGGCAAUUUAAAUACUUAUAUAGAUGAAUGUGAUAAUAAUUCUGUGGGAACAUCAGGCGGAAAUGAGCAAUAUUUAAAAGAAGAGAUGUGUAGGAAUGUUGUUUCUAUCUUGAAUGAAUUCGAUAAUAUUACUGCGAAGGAACUUAACGAGAUGAAAGAUGAAGUUAUAAGCAUAAAAGGGUCAGUUACAAGUUCUAUUCAUAAAUGCACCAGUCUUCACAAUGACUUGUCACAUUUCCAUGAAAUUGUUCAGAAAAUUGGAGAUCAUAAGCAGCUCUGCCUUAUAGCCAGCAUAAAAUGUAAGCAUAUAAUACAGCAGGCACUGACUCUGCUAGGAAAGUCAGGCAAGGUGUUUAAGGUCCAGCGGAAGUCUGUGCACAAUGUGAGAAUACCAAGUGAUUCAAAUUCAUGUCAUAUCACAGGCAUGUGUGCUCUCCCAGAUGGACAGGUCCUGGUUGCAGACAGGGAUAAUAAGAGAGUCAAGCUUCUGAGCCAGCAGUACAAGGUGGUGAGUCAUUGGGAUGUGAAUGCUGAGCCACAGGAUAUAUGUCAGAUCACACCCAGUGAGGUUGCAGUACUGGCUGUGAAUAUUAGCAACAUACAUGGGGUCCAGUUUAUCACUGUCAACCAGGGAAAGCUUGUUCCUGGCAGGAAGUUUCAGUUACAACAUGAAUGUAGAUUUAUUGCACAUCACCAAGGAGACCUUUUUGUCACAUCUGUUCGAGAACUGUACAAAUACACACUGAAUGGCAAACUGAUCUGCAGACUCUAUGAAGAUUUUCCUUAUGCAGUAGUACUAGACAAGUGUGCUGUGAGUCCCACAGGAGACAGGCUGUACAUCACUAACUGGGUCCAUGACAAGCUUCUCACCCUGGCCAGGGAUGGCACACUCCUGGCUACAUACACAGACCCAGCACUACGUAACCCAUCUGGUCUACAUGUGACCCCUGCAGGCCAGGUGCUGGUCUGUGGAUGGCUGUCUGACACUGUACUACAGGUGGGCUGGGAGGGAGAGAGUAAGCUGGCUAUGCUGGCUACUGAGGAGGAUGGACUGAGGAACCCAUGGUCAGUCUGCUACAGCAGCACAACAUCAUCUAUCAUUGUGGGACUGUGGGGGGACAACAUCCUGGUGUUCAGAGUGGAAUAGUGUGUACAUUCGCUGCUGAGUCAGGACAAGGAUGCUGAGGAUGUGGUGGACAAGGAUGACCUGAAUACACAGAAGCUGACACUGACAACGAAGAUAAUUAAAAAUCUGCACCAGCAGUGGGGUUUGCCUUUAAGUUGCUGUUUAAUCAAUGACACUAACAAGGGAGAGAAUUGAAGAUCUGUAUCAGCAGAGAGCACCAGCAUUGAUAUGUAGUUAGCCCAGCAACAGCUCCAGUCCGGCCUGCAGGAGCUCCAGUCCAGGGCGACCCUUCUUCUCUCCUGACCCCAAGCUACUCCCCUAGACCUCAGGCCUCAAAGGGUCAGCAGUGUUUAACAAUUCCGUUCUGCAGGAAAUUCUGAGCACAUCGAGAUUUCAUGUGCUGUUCUCAACUACCGCUAUGUCCGUUUUGAGUUUCCCACACUUGCAUCUGAGUAGUUUUGUUUAGCUGGAGUGCCUGAGUGGGACGAGUGCUAAAGACACCAGGAGUUAUAGCAGUAGUUUUGGUAACGCUAACAGUCAGUUCUCGAUGUUGGACAUCACGAAGAAUGACCAGUUAAAUAACGUGUUCCAUUUUUUUAUGGGACGAACAGAAAUUCAGCAAAGAAUUUGAGAAAAUCAAGAAACAAUUCAAGCCAUGAAUUCAACAGUGUUACCUUGCCAAGGGGAAUACUUUUGAUGUUGAUAGUGCAGGCAACAGUAGCUGUGCGGACUUUCACGGUUUGUCCUUUCAGGGGAAAAAGUGUCCUAAGAGAAUGCGCUUUUGACGCUAAUGCUGACAAAGGCAGUAAUGACUAGGUUGUGAACAUACAGAACACGAUACAUCAAUGGGGUGUGUUCUUCUGGCGCGAAAUCCGCGAAAUAUUGGAAACACUCUGCUAAAAGCGAACAUGUGCGUUUUGUUACGAGAACUUGAAACUCCGAGCCCAAAGGGCAUCGUAUUGAUUCGAGGCUAAAGAAGGCCUUGAAAUAUGACAGCAUUUUUGUUGUAUGAUCCAGUGCGCCAUUCGACGCUCAACCGAAGUUACUCAGAACUCAAACUCAAUCCUUAACAAUAUCAGUGAGGCCAGCGUGUCAUCUCAGCUUGUUGAGCUUCAGCAAACAUGAGCCAACAAGACAAACAUUAUUGUACAAUCCCGACCCCCUUUUGCAAAAAUAUUACAACUCUCUCAAGAAAUUCAGCACGAAAUCCUCUUGUGUCAGCCUUACAUGCUUCCUAUCAAGAUAUUUUCCCAUGUUUGCUUCAUCAACACUUCCAACAGCGGAUCCUUGGUAAUUUAGACUUCCGUUCCAGCGUGGAUGGGGCUUAGCAAUAAAUUGAUGCUGGGCAACGGCAAAUUGUUCGGGACGAGUCGCUCGAACGGAAAUGAUCUGACCCAACAGAUAGCUUAUAGUGAUGUGUCCAUUAAUGUGACUGACCUCGAUAUGUUGCUUUUAAAUAAUGCGAACCUUACACCAGAAGAACAGUCUGCGAGCAAUUAAGGCCAUUUAACAACCGUUGUUGUCUGGAAUUCACGGCUUUGGGUUGACGAAUUUGGCGUCAGGACUUGCUCUAUCUUUGUCUACGGCAGCAGCAGCAGAAACAACAAAAAAACAGAUUGGUAACCAGCUGUACAACAGGCUCUCUUGCCAGCUGGGCCCAGACACCCAGGGACACUUCCUUCGCAUGGGUGGUGGUGGGUGGCUCUCGGCGAAGGACUUUUGGGCAGUUCAACGUGUCCUACUCGCAGAGUGCAGCCAAUCUAAACAUGGGGCUCCACAUUUUCCUGGUCAAGAUUACCUUAUCCAAAUAGUAGAUUGAAGCCUUGUCCUCAAAAGUUCAGGUCCAAAGAAAGAUGGUGACCAACUGCAACUCAGCCACUUCAUCUCAAUAGGACAACAUGCCAGUGAACAAGGCACCCUUCCUAAACCCUCGCCGACUGCGCUAAACGGGAACCUUAAUAUACAUGAGAUUCCAGGCGGAAUGUAAAAUCUGUACCACUCUGAUCUCCAGUAGCAGCCCCAGCCGUGGGAGGCCGAUUCAUGAUGCACCUAUGGCCUUAAUUAUCUCUGAACAUCCCAACCUCACAUGACCUGUAGGGCGGGGAUGUAUAUAAAUGAUCAUUAAAUCCCACAAACCAAGGAGAGGUUAUAUUGGAGUCAAUUUUAUGGGAAGGGGGGUUAACUAAACGUGUGCCCACAGUUGCACAGAGCCGUUGGUUUGUGUUCAGUGUCAAGCAGUAUCCUAGCAAUCAAGUCAAGUCAGCGCAGCAGCAACAACAGAUGCAGCAGCAGUCGUACGCAAUACAUCAACAACACUGGUGCAUAUGCAUUAAACUAUAAAGAAGAAAACCGGAUAACAAAGCGUUGAUUUUGUUCUGGAUGCAUUAGCAGUCACAGUACAUGAACCCACAGUAGUCAUCUUCUCGAGAUUCUGGCCUCUGAACCAUCAGUCUAUGAACAUAAUGCAGAGCAAUCUAGGGACGCCAAUUGACGAAAUCAAACUGACCAAUCAGCAACAAAGCCUGUUGCAGCAGUUGUUACCAUAUUGACCCCAGUCAAAUCAUGGAAGCUUAGACAUAAAUACUGUUUAAGAUGUGCCAGUCUCUACAGACCUCGUGGCCUGUUAAGCACUUACUCUGACAGGUGUCAUCUUUGGAUUUUGUGACGGGUGGAAAAUGAAUAACCUUGUUCAGAUUGAAAUGGCAGAAUGAAAAAGCACAAUUCACGCGAAAAGCCAUAUAUUAAUUUGACCAGCCAUGGUUUGUUGGAAGAAAAACAAUCUGUCAUGUAUUAUGGAAACUUUGAUGCUGUCAGUCAUUAACAAUUGAUGAGAUAUGUUAAAUGUUUUUAAGUAUAAUGAGAUUAAGGUAACUUGAUAAAGGCGUGUAUGUUAAGUAAUACUUUAAGCCCACAUAUUGCACGUCUAUAUAAUUACUUUGUUUGUAUUACGACACUUGCAUCUGAUAACGUUAUAUGCAUGGAAAAUAAAUUUUACUUCAGACAUUCUUUCAUACAUUGAGCUUGAGAUAAUUCAAAGCUGUAUAAAUGAUGCUGGUAACUUGGACGCAAUCACAAAAUAUGUAUUGGAUUCGGUUCAUGUAACUUGUAAUGCUGGUAACUUGGACGCAAUCACAAAAUAUGUAUUGGAUUCUGUUCAUGCAAUAAGCAUGUUUCAGUUUUCUGUUUUUACAUGCAAUAUAGAAAUGCUAGCUAAAAUAACUGUGCAGAAAGGUUGAGAGUUUGAGGCUUCCUAUUUGAUCUGUCUGUCUUUUUCUAUACAAUAAUCUUAUUAAGUUUGCUCAUUUGGGUCCGUAUUUUAUCAAGAAUCUUGUUAAGUAUGGCAGUAUUUGAAAUGAAUAUAAAUUGAAUGUAGACAACAUUAUUUAAUCUUUCAAUUGUCAGUUCUGUAUUUACUUCUUUAACUUUAUUGAUUUGAAUGGAGAUUGUUUGUUAAAUUAUAAGAUAAUUACUUUUAUUCUUUAUUUGGAAUGCUUUAAUCGUUUUGAAACUGAGUAUUUAAAAAUAAAUUUAUUAAAUAAUUAUGAUAAGGUUCAUGAAUAAAAGCCAAAGUCGUGAUUGUUAUUGUCUAUUUUUUGUUGUUAUAUACAUUAUUUACAUGCUCAUAAAUGUUGACAAUUGUGUUCGGACAUAAUAUAUGUUUUAUGUCUUACAUUUGUGUAUAUACACAUUUUGAAGACCGGAUUUUCAUGCUCUCAACUCAUUUACCGGUAGUAACUUUACCAAAAAUAAAUGUUUAUCACUGUAUGAUGGUAAAUUUUGCAACUGAUAUAUAGAGCAACUUUAAAAUAAUUGUAUGUUCGAUGUAAAUAACUCAUAUAUUGUUUCCAUUUUGAUGAGAUAAACUCUAUGUUUUCACUCCUUUGUACACAUCCUUUGUAAACGGUACAUCUUGUAGAUUUUUGGUAACGCAAACAAUUUAGCCCCUGUUAAACAUUUAUACAGGAUAACAGAUUCUGAAAUUUAGCAAUAGGAACAGGUUGUUAGAUGCAAUGCUUUUUAGUUUUCAAAGUUUACCAAGUAUUUAAAACAUUUGCUUAAUUAUGUUUUACAUUCUAAAGAAUAAUUGAUAUCUCAAAACGUAAAUCACUAAAUUACAAAUCAAGGGAGAGUUAUGUAAUAUGCUUGCAAUUGCUAAGAAGUGCAGUUGUUUUUUUCUUUUCCGGUUAAAGCAAUGUCAUUUGCUUAAAAAAGUUGUCUCCCUUGUAAGAAAAUUAAUGUGUUCACAUCUCAACAUAACAAGUAAAUUCAUACAGUACAUGUAUUUAAAAUUAUUCACAUGAUAUUCAUCAAUAAGUCUAAUGGAAUUUGUAGAAUAAAAUAUAACAUGUUAUUAUGACGAUUAUAAGUGAAUGUUUGGCACAAAAUGCCUCUUAAUCUCUAUAUUUACAACUUCAGCAAAUGUCUAAGACCAGAUUUUCCUAAAUGGUGUGGUUGUUGACAUUAAUAUUAAAUUUAGUUCAUGAACCAUAAAUGUUUUGUUGUUGAACAUAUAAAAAAAGCUUUAUGUAUAUUAAUUUUAUGUCAUAUUUCAAACAUAUCAUAUUGAUACGAUUGACAGAAAAUAAACAUUUUGCUUUAAUGUGUAUACAUGAAGUGUAUACAUGAGUAACGAUUGGUACCAUUCAAGCAUGUUAAUAAUGAACUAUAGUUGUAGUACUAGAUGCAUUUUUAGCUCAUCUAUUUUUUGGGGAAAAAAAAUGAGCUAUUGUCAUCACCUUGGCAUCGGCGUCCGGUUAUGUUUUGUGUUUAGGUCCACUUUUCUCAGAAAGUAUCAAAGCUAUUGCAUUCACACUUGGUACACUUACUUACUAUCAUGAGGGGACAGAACAGGCAAAGUGAGAUAACUCUGGCGUGCAUUUUUACAGAAUUAUGUGCCCUUUUUAUACUUAGAAAAUUUAAAAUUUGGUUAAGUUUUGUGUUUAGGUCCAUUUUAUUUGUUAAGUAUCAAAGCUAUUGCUUUCAUACUUGCAACACUUACUAACUAUUAUAAGGGGACUGUGCAGGCAAAGUUAUGUAACUCUGACUGGCAUUUUGACAGAAUUAUGUGCCCUUUUUAUACUUAGAAAAUUGAAAAUUUGGUUAAGUUUUGUGUUUAGGUCUACUUUAUUCCUAAAGUAUCAAAGCUAUUGCUUUCAUACUUGCAACACUUACUAACUAUGUUAAGGGGACUGUGCAGGCAAAGUUGCAUCACUCUAGUUGUCAUUUUGACGGAAUUAUGGCCCUUUUUUGACUUAGUAACUUUGAAUAUAUGGUUAUAUUUUGUGUUUCGAUCCACUUUACUUCCAAAGUAUCAAGCUUUGUAUUGCUUUAAAACUUCAAAUACUUUCAUGCUAUCAUGCGGGUACUGUACCUGGCAAGUUGAAUUUUACCUUGACCUUUGAUUGACUAUCAAGGUCAAAUUAUUAAAUUUUGCUAAAAUUACCAUAACUUCUUUAGUUAUGAUUAGAUUUGAUUGAUACUUUGACAUAAGAACUCUUUCCUGACAUACCAAAAUAGACUCUACCCAAACCAUUCCCAAAGCCCCCCCCCCCCCCCCCCCCCUCCAACCCCAGAAUCCAGAAUCCCCCAUCCAAUUUUUUUUGUUUUUCAUUCUUUUUUAAAGAUCAUCUCAUAAAUAAAACCAUCACACUAUACCCUCCACCGCCCCCCCCCCCACCCAAUUUUUUUUUUAUUUGUUAAAAACAAAAAAAAAUUAUUUUAUUUUUGAAAUACCGUCCAACCAUCCCACUCAAGAAUACCCCUCCCCCCCCAAAAAAAAAAAACAACAACAAAUUGUUUGUUUUCUUAUUUUUUGAAGAUAAUGUAAUAAAUGACCACACCCCCACAAUAUACACCUCUCUCCACUCCACCCCUCCCUCCUUUGUGAUUGAAGUAUUGAGAGUCCCUUCACCUUUAAAAGAAAAAUAGAUGAGCGGUCUGCACCCGCAAGGUGGUGCUCUUGUUUUGAUCAUGUCUUAAUGUGUUCGCCUACUCCAAAUAAACAUGUUGCAUUUGUAAAUAAAGCGUGUAUAACCUCUAUGUACUGUCCCAAGGUCUGUUUUCAAAUACUUGAGUACCUCAUAUUGAGCAGAGACUUACCAAUUUAUGGCAUUAUUUGUUAUGCACAUGUCUGACUUAUAUAAAUAUCUUCAAGUUCUGAGAUUACUGUUCAGGGUAUUUUAAAGGUAAAAGUUUAAAUAUUUCUAUAGACUGUAACCUGGUGUCUGUUAAGUUAAUUUUAAUACAUUUAUAAUGUCUAGCGUAUUGAAUGUGUAAGUGUCUUUAUUCUCGCCCGCAUGCAUUGUUGCUGUAUGCUUUGACAAAGCUUACUACACAACCUAUGUGUUUAUUUAUCAUUUAUAACCAGUGGUUUGUCCGCAGAGGUUACAUUAUACUAUACUCACUUAAUAAAUCAACUUCAUUUAUUGAUUUGAUAUUGUAUAUAGGCACUUCUCAUGACUGAAUCUGUAAUGGCCUUUGAAUAUGUGGUACGAAAAACAUUUUUUAUUGAAGGUUAGAAACUUUAUUAUCAGAUUUUUACAGAUGGUGGUUAACAUUUAACUGGAGUGUAGCCGGGAAAAAAAUGGCUGUAAAACAGUGAAGUUUGAUUCACGUUGAGUUAUGUCUUAUUUAUUUCAUUAUCUAUAUUUUUUGUUAAUUUGGAUCAUAAUUAUUUAUUAUAAUCUUUAAAAAAUGGAAUGAUUAUGAGGGUUUUUAAAAUGUUGCAUUUAUUUUAUGUUAAAGUUAUUGCUUUCAAUUUUAAUUUGUUAUGGAAAUAUUUAAGUUUAUGUAACUUACAGAGAUAUACAUGUUUAUGUUAGUGAUGUGCAGUUUGAUGAUUUAAGAAUUGUCUUGCACUCUGAUUAAAGUAGAUCGCCAUUGAUUCAAGUUGGAAUACUGAUGUACAGUUAAAGUGUGUUGUACUUUCAAAUAAAAAUACUAUGUAAAUAUACUUCAGUUAUCCAUUGUUUACAAGAUCACAUUUUUAUUGCUCAUCGUUGGUGUUGGUGUUUGCAUUCAGACAUAAUAAUGCAUUGCUUUAUAUGUAUAUUAUGUAGACCCGCUUUUACAAGACCACAUUCGGACAAGCUUAAAUGUAUGUAUAUAAUGUAGUUCCUUAUUUACCAGACCACAUUUUGAUGUUCUUAAAUGUGUUCAAAGCUUGACGAAAUUUUUGUUGACUAUUCGUUUUACAUUUUGCCAUUUACAUUUAUAAUUACUGAACAACAAAUAUAUUGUCAGUGUUAAUAAUUAAUUUAUUGUUGUUCAAUCAGUUAAAGUAUUUCACUGUUUUCAUUCACACUUUAAAUUAAUAACAUAACAAGUUGUAAGGUACAAUCAAUCUAUUUCAACAAGCGAGACAAUUUUGAAUGUGUUUUUUAAGAAUAUAACAUAUCUUUAUCGAGAUAGAGAGAAUGACAGUUUUGACAAUUUUAAGAAUAUUACAUCACUCUCCGUUGACUUGUAAUUGACUUAUUUUCAUUAACCAGUUUUAAUUGUUCUUUCGAUUAUAUACAAUUUAUCGUAAGAUAUUUUUUACAAAACAAUUAAACAUAUUUUCAAGUAGUUGCUUGGUUUUAAUUGUGUAAAAUGAAAAGCAAGUCAUAUAACAAGGUAUUUUAAUUUGAAGUAUGGUUUUCUCUUUCCCACAAGCACACACCAGUCAUUUGAUAUACAUCUGUACUAUAUAUAAGUUUAAUAUGAUAAAUUACAUAAGCUUUGCAUCUAAAAGAUGGAUACAACGUAAACAAAUUCAAUUAUAAAAAACAACAAGUUUACUUUUGUACACAAGUUGAAUAAACUAUUAUACAUUUUUUGUAGAUGUCAACAAGUAAAGUACUUCAGUUAAGUGCUUACCGGUAAAUAAAAAAUAAACGACACGUUGUUAACUAAAAAGUUAUCAAUUGUUUCGUCGGAAAAAAUACUGCAGAAUAUUUAUGUCAGGCAUACCAACACAGAAAAACAAAAUCUUAACAUUCUUUUUCUUGAAAUGAAAAGUAACACAUUAAGAUUAAGAACAGAUAAUGUUAUUUCAAACUAGAAAGGUCUUUUAAAUAGGUAAGGUUUUUCACAACGAAGUAUAUAAUUAAUUUGAAAUACUGGAAAUAUAAUUAACGUUGUGAUACAUAUAUAGUACAGUAAAGCAAAGUACUGUUUAACAAAACCCAUAUCAUAAGAUUUGUAUAUACUCACUUCAUGUUGACGAAAUGCUUAUUUUUUUUAGAAAAAAUACCGUGUACAGUCAAAUUAGUUUUUGUUGAUUUUCUUUACAAUUUAUUCAAUGUAUAUACAUACUUAUGUAUAAUACUAUAUAUUUUGUAUAAAAUUCAAAGUACCAUGUUUUAGCACUUAAUACCUGUCCUUUUUUGUCGGUCAUUCAGCCCAUUUGAGCCGCAUUCUGAUAAAAUGUGAUUUGAAUGCAUGCUGGCUAAGUGUCGUCCCAGAUUGGCAGUCCGCACAUGCUAAUCAGGGACAACAGUUAUCGCUUUAAUGUAUUUUUCGUUUCCAAGAAGUAUUUUUUUAGCGAAAUCAAGUUUCGGAAAGUGUUGUCGAUGAUUACCGGCAGAAUGUUAGGAUUGCUUAUCUGGGACGACAGACACUUAACGCACAUGCAUUACGUCCCUUUUUCUGACAGCGCAGCUCAUUUAAAAGUUGAUAAAAAUCAGAAUGACGACAGUUCCUUAAGAUAUAUUCUCAUUAGAGAUUGUAUGUGGAACCAAAUCAUGUUAAGGCGAUAAAUAAAACCAGAACCCUU